AUGUCGACGAACGGAGUCCGUGAAGUUGAAAAAACCCUAGAUCGUAUCAGUAAGUUGCCGGACGCAGUUCUCAUACAAAUUCUCUCUCUUCUGCCGACGAAAGAUGCCGUCGCAUCAUGUGUUCUCUCAAAAAGGUGGCGUUAUCUCUGUAAUUCAAUUGAUAAUUUCCAUUUCGAUGGUUGUAGCUACUACAACAAUGUAGAAAGUUUCGUAUUUCUAGUGGAUCAUGUUUUAUCUCAUUGCACUUGUUCCAAAAUCAAAAAAAUCCAACUCAUUUUACCUUAUAACUCUGAGUGGAACUUUGAUUUGAGUAUCAGCCGAUGGAUGAAUUUUGCUGUGGAAAGAAAAGUGGAAGAUGUUGUAUUGUGUUUAUGUGAUGACAAUUUCACUUUCGAAUUGCCUAUAUCUAUCUGUACUUGUUCCUCAUUGAUUACAUUGGAUUGGAGCUGUUGUGCGAUUGAUAAAGAAUCGGUUAUACAGUGGAAGUUGUUGAAGAGCCUAAAGUUGAACUAUGUUUUUAUAGAUAAUGACGAUCUCGCGAAGAUUUUGUCAGGUUGUCCUGCUUUGGAAACUCUGGAGUUGUCUUUAUUUGAAGGUUUUCGCCGUCUAGAAAUCACUUCUUCGAAUUUAAAGAGACUAUCAUUAGGAAGCUACUGGUGGUUUUAUGGCAGAGCUGAUGAACCUUUGGAAAUUAUUGCCCCGUAUCUUCAGCAUUUGGAAAUUUCAGGAGACCUUGAUUAUCUCAAGUGUAAGCUAGUAAAUGUCUCCUCUUUGGUUACUGCUACACUUACUUUUAACAUUACAUGUAUAACUGAGAUCGAGGGGUUUGCUGACGAAGAUGGUUGUAGUGAUUAUCAUCAAGGUUUUAGAAAUCUCGUUCUGGACUAUCUUCAAAAACUAAGUUAUGCAACUGAGCUAACAAUUGGACGCUGGUUUGCAGAGUUUAAUGAUUUCUGCUGCCAACUUGAGCUACGUUAUUUGGACAAAGGACGUCAUAUAAUCUUGCAGAGUUGGAUUUCAAACGCUGUGUUUCCCAAUCUCAAGAAUGUUACGUUUGAUGCCUGCAUAUAUGAAUGUAGAAAAAAGUGGUUUGGAGGGGGCAAUGACAAGCUUUUUGAACUUUCAGUAUUUCUACUAAAGAAUGCAACGGCUUUGAAGAAGUUUGUCAUUGUAUCAAAAAGGAGAAUCUGCAGGGAAUGUUCAGAGAGCUGUGUGUCCCAAUAUUUAUCAGGAUUGGCUAAGAAAUUGUUAGACAGCCCAAGAUCAUCUAAGAAGCUCUUGAUUAUUUACCAAGAGUCUGCUUUGGAUUGA
Solanum verrucosum is the source of this 1311-nucleotide messenger RNA. RefSeq names its product F-box protein At5g03100-like. The transcript has 2 exons. The coding region runs from base 1 to 1311 and encodes 436 amino acids. The record is from RefSeq and is a predicted model, not a curated record. Gene Ontology annotation, molecular function: protein binding. NCBI's taxonomy places the organism in Eukaryota, Viridiplantae, Streptophyta, Magnoliopsida, Solanales, Solanaceae.